AUGGAUAGUGUAUAUUAAUAGUAUACUUAACCUAUUUGGGUGCUUAUGAAUGAAGCUUUUUAUAAAGCUGUCUAAUAAAAAUCAGUUUAGAAUUUAAAUGGAUUUAAAUAUUUCGAAUCAAUAAAAGAAUAUUAAGACCUCAUAUUUCCACUUCUUUAGAAUGAAGCCUAUCAUUCAUUGAGAAGGGAGUAGUUAAGAUUUCUGAACAAUUUAAAGGACCGCUCUUAAUAUCCUCUUGUUUUUGAAGUAAUAUUGAAUUAAGAUGCUUAUCGAAGUAAAGGAGAUGGUGUUAGAUUUGAUGUUUUGAGGGAAUAUAAAAUAAUGAAAGAUGAAUCGCCUUCUAAGAAUGAAUUUUGGAAAUAUAAUCGCUUUGCACAAUAUUUAAUUUUUAACCAAUCAUAACAAUAUUUUGGGGCAGUAUAUUCUAGAAAUCCAAAUAAACCAAAUGAAUAUUUUACUUCUUUGGCUAUUUAUUCGAACAAGCAAGGUGAACAAUAAUUAAUUUUACCUUAUACUAAAUACUCUAUGGAUAUGUUUAAAUUUAAAAAUAUAAUCACUGCUGAUGAAAAUUUGAAUUUUUAUAAAAGUUUCUUAAACGAUGCAUCCUCUAAUAUUUGGGAUUAAAAAUUGCUUGUGUAUUUUUCACCCAUUAGCCCUUUGAGCGCAUACAUAAAUGAAACAGAAACUAUUUUCAAUCUUUAAAGAUGUCCAUUUUAUAAACUAUUACUUGAUCCAUGUUAAGAAUUAAAUCAAGUUUAAAUUUCAGAUUUCAGCGAGAAAGUAAGAGUUCAAUAGGAAUUAUAUUUUAAUAAUUAAAUAUAUACAGUAAAAUUUAACGCUAUUUAGUUACAAGCAAUUAGACAUGCAUUAGAUUUUACUAAAAGGAUUACAAUUAUUAAAGGUCCUCCAGGAACAGGAAAGACAUAAACCACUAUUGGUAUAAUAUCCAUAAUGGCGGAUUUGUUAAUAAAAGCAAAGGAUAAUGAUAAUCCUCAAGGAUGUAUUCUUGUACUGGCAAAAUCAAAUAGCGUUGUCAAUGAUUUAGUUAGGAAAAUUACAGACAGUAUUGAGAAACCAAAUUCUAUUAUUUACUGCUUUAAUCGCAAACCUGAUUAUUUAAAGAUACUCCGUUUUGGAAGACCAGAAAAAUGUGAUAAAGAUAUCUAAAGAUUGAGCUUAGAAAUUAGAUCUUAAAAUCAUUUUUUUUAAUACAAAGUUAGAGAUAAUGUUAGAGAAUCUUACAACAGGUGCAUAACGCCUUAAAUCAUAUCUGAACUUGAACAUCAUUAACUAUAAGAGUUUAAAAAUUAUUUGAUUGAAAAAGAUGAAUAAUUUACUCUUAUAUCUUUAUUAAGUUAUAUAGAAGAACUAAAUUUUAGAACUCGCAAAUAGAAAAUCUUGGAAGCCUAUGGAAAAUUAUAUAAUGAAUUAUCCUAAUUAUUAAAGCAGAAGAGGAAGGUAUACGAAGAAAUUGAAUAAUAGUACUUAGAUUAAUGUCAUAUUAUAGUUUCAACCCUGAAUAGUUGUUCUAAACUCUGUUUGGAAUAAUACUUUGAUAAAGUAAAAUUAAGAAUGUGCAUAAUUGAUGAGGCACCAACUGCUUUAGAACCUUCUUUGCUUAUACCCUUUGUAAAAUAUCGGAUAAUUGAAAAAGUUGUUCUACUUGGAGAUAUAAAAUAACUCAACCCAAUAGUUAUCGCAAAUGAAUCAAUUAAUUAUGGCUAUAAUAGAUCUUUGUUCUAAAGAUUGGCAAUAGGAUUGAAAAAUGAUUCAUUAAAGCUGAUACAUUAAUAUAGAUAAAUACCAAACCUUGCUGAAAUUACUUCUGAAUUAUUUUAUAAAAAUUAAUUGAAAAAUGGAAUACAAGAUAUGUAAUUCCCAGAAUGGAUUAAAAUGAAAGUUUCCUAAACACGCAAUAGGCUUUUUUUCAACGCUCCCGCAUUCACAGAGAGCAAUGAAGAAACUAGUAAAAAAAAUGAGUUAGAAUGUUAAGCCAUAAUACUUCUGACUAGAUAUUUAUUACAAGGGUAGAAUUUUCCCAAUAAUAAAAAACCAAUUACUAUCAUAAGUGCUUAUAGAGCUUAAACAGACAAUAUAUUCAAGAAGUUAUAAUAGGAGAAAUUGACACAGGAAAAUAAUUAAAUACAUUUAAUAGAUUAAGUUGAAUUAGACACAGUAGAUUCAUUUUAAGGAAAAGAAAACGAUAUAAUAAUUUUAUCACUUGUACGAUCAAAUGAUAAAUAAGGAUUUUUAAAAGAUAAGAAAAGAGCUAACGUAGCGUUGUCAAGAGCAAAAUAUUGUUAAUAUAUUUUUGGAACCAAAUAUACAAUGAAGUUAGAUUUGAGAAAUUGGAAUAGAAUUAUUAAAAAACUAGAAGAUAAAAAUCCAUUGUUCUUUGAGAAUGUCUUAAUGCAAUAAUGA
Molecule: messenger RNA, 2421 nt
Organism: Paramecium tetraurelia
Lineage: Eukaryota; Ciliophora; Oligohymenophorea; Peniculida; Parameciidae
Exons: 4
Molecular function (GO): helicase activity
Source: RefSeq, a predicted model, not a curated record